CCUCCGCAUGUUGCACGCACCAGGCCCAGGGCACAUGACCCUCUGCGUCCUCUGCUCCAAAUAUUUGUGUCAGUUUGCACUAAAAAAGGAGAACAAUCUGCAGCAAAAAAAAGCUGGCUGGAUCCAUGCAUUGAAGAGAGACGAGCAGAGGACAGAAAGGCGGAACUACAGAAUCAUAGACAAUUUAACCAACUGUUUGGGCCUCUGGGAGGAAAGGUAAAUAGUCGGUGGAAGGGUUCAACCACUUGUAGAAAUUGCACCCGCCGCCUUGAAGUUCUCCCCUCUCUCUCCUCCCCAGUCAGUACCCUCAGACAAAUACAUUAUUUGCUCAGUUACCAGGCAGCAGUCCAGAGCCUGAGAAAUGCUAGCCGUAGAUACGCAGAAGAGGAUCGCUCUCGAGGAGUUCCAAUGACUUGUCCACUGGCUCUCUAGGGCCACAUCGGCUGGAGAAAAUGGCCCUUUGGGUCAUGGGGAUCUUGGCCUUCUUCUUAGGCCUCUUGGUUUGGAGGUUCUUGUGGCUAUGGCGAGCGUCCCUGGAAGAGGAGACAGGGGUCCGUUUUGGAGAGGAAACAGGGCACCUGGUAGGGGACUGCCACCUCUUUUGCAAACCCUCAACCCUUGCCCAAGCUUUGCUCAAAAGCUUGGCCCAGUCAGCUGAGCUGGAUGCCCGGCGGUGGCCCUGGAAGAAUUGGCUGAACCUCCAGACUGUCGCAAGGUUUCUGUGGCCUCCGGAUCACCCCCUGGAGUUUGCCCGAGACCACCUCCAGCUGACCGACCGUGGCAUUGUAGCCCUCGACUGGGUGGUUGGACCUCUGAGCCCGGGCACAAAGGUGUUUGAGACCCUGGAUCCCUUGGUGUUGCUGGUUGUGCCCAAUGCCACUGGCAGGAUCACCAAGAAUCUCCACAUACUGUGCCGCUUGGCUCUCCAGGAGGGUUUCUACCCGGUCAUCUUCAACCGGCGUGGGCACAACGGCUGCCCACUCACCAGCCUGAAACUGCAGACUUUUGCCGACCCGGCGGACCUGAAAGAAGCCUUGGGGUACAUCCAUUUCCGCUAUCCAUCCGCCACGCUCUUUGCUGUAAGCGAAGGUUCUGGGUCGGGCCUUUUGCUCUCCUACCUUGGCGAAUGUGGGUCAUCCAGCUCCCUCAGAGGGGCGGUCUGCAUCUCACCCCUACUCAAAGCCAAGGAGUGGUUCAAGAGGGGUUGCCCAUGGUGGUACGAAUGGGCCCUCCUUCUUUUCCAGAAGCAAGAGAUCAGCAGGUACGCCAAAGUCCUCGAGGAGGUUGUCAAAAUGGAUCGGGUACUUGAGAGCUGUUCAUUGCGUGCCUUCGAGGAAGCCCUCUUCUGCAACCAGAAGACCCAGAGCAUGGAUUGGGAGGCCUACUGGGACCGGAACGACCCCCUUCGGGAUGUGGACGAAGUCGCUGUGCCCGUCCUUUGCCUCUGUAGUGUGGAUGACCCCAUUCGGGGUCCACCUGCCGAGACCCUUCCUUGGGAACUCUUCCAGAGCAACCCCUACUUCUUCUUGCUGCUAAGCCCACAUGGGGGCCAUUGUGGCUUCUUCGGAGAGGGUCCCGACUCUUCUUGGGGAAACACAGUGGCCCUGGAGUACCUCUGUACAUUGGUGGAGUUUUUCCGCACGGAAGAGACCACGAGCAAGAAACUCCGCCAGAAGAAUGCGGUGAUGGAGCAGCGUUAUCAUCGGAGCACUGUCCACAGCCGAGAAGCUUUACCUCCCUCCGGUCAUUUUCUUCAGGAGACCUUUAGUUGGCAAAGGUCAUACACUCGGUAACAUUCCAGCAAACAGCAAGGCACCGCAUCCCAUCUGCUUUUAGAAGCUAAGCAGAGUUAGUCCUUGGAUGGGAGACUGCCAAUGGGUACUAUGCGCUAUAGGAUCUAUUUCAGAGGAAGGAACAGGUCAAGCCACCUCUGAGGAUUCCUUGCCAAAGAAAACCCUACAUCAUUAAAGGGGCUGCCGUAAGUCAAGACGUGACGUGAAGGCACAUAAGACACACACAAGAUCUGACGUUGGUCUCUUGUCCCCAAAUGCUGCAAGGAGAAAAGGUGCCUUUGUGGACUGUCACUCCCAGAACCCCCCCAGCC
Sceloporus undulatus (fence lizard) is the source of this 2104-nucleotide messenger RNA. RefSeq names its product abhydrolase domain containing 15 (gene ABHD15). The coding region runs from base 453 to 1793 and encodes 446 amino acids. Gene Ontology annotation, molecular function: short-chain carboxylesterase activity; monoacylglycerol lipase activity. The record is from RefSeq and is a predicted model, not a curated record. Lineage: Eukaryota; Metazoa; Chordata; Lepidosauria; Squamata; Phrynosomatidae. The transcript has 2 exons.